AUUAUCUCCCUUCCUCAGCUGUAUGUUUUCUGAGUCAGCAUUAGCUGAAUUUUCCAGCCAGCCAGCUGUGAAAUGUUCUGGGGACGUAAUGUAUUUCCAGCUAGUGCCCUUGACCAGUAGAUGCCUUUUUAGCUGAGCAACAAAUAUUUGCUGACAUUCUUUUGGUGAAUCAGUACAGUGGCAUCUACGUAGCUGUCAAGAAAGUCAUCUCAAAGCCCAGAGCAAGGGGACUGGCAAUACACCAUUGUCUUUAACAUAGGCAACAACCCAUCCUGAGUUUUUUCAUUUGUUAUUGGUGUUAAUGAUAAUGGGAACUUAUUCUGGAGUUAUCCUGGUUUUGUUCUCAAUCUGGAUUAUGAAAUUCCUAGCUCAAGGCUCUUUCAAUGUGAAAGGUUAAAAAAUUGCACUCUAUCUGCAAUUCACUCUAUUUUCUUUUCCUUCCUCCAACUGAGCCCUCAUUUUCGGAUACUGAAUCUUCCUUCUUCCCAUUCAUCAGUGAACAUCUAGUUGACUGCUUUUCUCAUAUGAAAAUAUUUCUUUUGUUGAGUAUAUUAUGCAUCAGUCAGGCAUUUACAAGUAUCCAGCCAACUUGUCAAGUGUCAGGAAGUUCCAUUCAGUCAGUAGCUCAAUUCAAUUUGAAAAGCUGCACUGUAUUUCUCAAAGUCCUUCUGAGGAUUGGAAAAUUAAGGCUAGUAAUUAAUAUGACUGGUCAUUAAGAAACUUCUAUCAUCAUCAUUAUACAUUAAAAAGUCUACUCAGCCAAAUUUUAACAGAUGCUGAGCAAAUCCCUGGAUUGGGGACAGAGAGGGUAAGGACAGGAGAGACUGUGUCUGAAUGUAGAAAGGGUGGGAAAGGAUCACGUGUUAAUGGUAUGAAAGGAGGGAAAGUGUGGAGCAGGCCCUGGAGACAGGAAAGGAGAGGAUGGAUUAGGCCUAAGAAGCAGAGAGGAGAGUCGGAUCUGCAUUGCUGCAACUGGGACAUGGAGAGGCCCAGCAGGAGAUGACUGGGUCUGACUGGGAGGAAAAAGGGGAGACAGAACAGUCUAGAAUAGUGUGGGUUAAGUCUGGAGGCGCUGACUGAAGUAGAAGGAGUCAGACCAAAUGGAGGAUAUAUUGGCUACCAAGAGGACGUUCAAAGACCUCACCGUUCAGAAGUGCAGGAUUGCAGGCAUAACCCUAAUUUCUCAUCCAAAGAAACUGAAUUUCUCAGAUGCAGAAAGUGCAUGUAGACAGCUGGGGUUACAGCUGGCAAGCAAAACCCAGGUUGAGAAGGCCUGGAAUCAUGGCUUUGAAACAUGCAGCUUUGGAUGGGUGUCAGAUAAAUGGCUUGUCAUUUCUCGGGUUAUCCCAAAUCCAAAAUGUGGUCAGAACAAAACUGGAGUAGCAGAUUGGAAAGUCCCUCUCUCCCACAGAUAUCAUUGUUUCUGCUUCAAUUCUUCAGAUAUUUGGAUUGAUUCAUGCAUACCAGAAACAGGUACAACCCUGUUAUCUGCAACAGAUCCAGAAGUAAACUCAUCUUCAACAGCUUCAUCUCAGGGCAUCACAGAGAUGCCUACUGCUACUGAGUCACCAAAACCCCAAAUAUCUCGGAAGACCUUUCGCAUAAAAUGUGUAACGGAAACCAUUUUACCAACAGUACAGACUAUUUUGGAAAGUGAAGAGGAGAUGGCAAUGCCUAAUGGAAACCAAGCUGCCUUUACAAAUGAUAGUGUUGUCUUCGGAGGUGUACCCAUUGCACUCCUGGUACUGGCACUCAUCUUCUUUGUGGCAUCGGCUGUUCUUGCAGUCUGCUAUAUCAAAAAGUACAAGAGAACCCGCCCAUUUUCAAACAAGAAGCCCCAAAAAGAAAGGAUUGAAGCCAAAGUCAUCAAAGACGCUAAGUCAAUUGACAAUGCUCCUGAGAAGGAAUCAAAGAAUAAUGGGAAAAAAGCAGAAGAGCCUCAAACCAAGCCAGAGGCCACAGUAAAAUGUAUGGAAGCAGAAGUUUGAAAGGAUAAAUAUAACAGCAUGUUUUACAGAUUUAAAAUGAAGAAUGCAGAAUUAGCAAAACAGUUAUAAAUUGUUUGUUUCCCCAUCUUAAAAAGGGGAUAAUGAUACCUACCUAUCUUUGAAAAGUAAAGUGCUUUGAGAGCUACUAAUGAAAAAGCACUUUAUAAGAGCUAGGGUAUUAUAUUAUUGUAAAUACUGGCAAGGUGAAUGCAUAUUUCUUAGUUCAAAUGUUUGUACAGUCAGCAUUCUAUGACUAUUAAUUACACUUCCUCUUUGGUAUAAAAUGUUCUUUUGCAGAAACAUGGUAUCUUAUUCAUAUUAAUAUUAAAAAUAAAAUAAAACAACCAUCUCACAACUCAACAUUUUCCAUUUUAACAAGAAGUAACUAAGUCUAAGAAUGCCUUGUUGAUUGAGACACAGUGUAUAAUUGUUUGCCUAAAAUUCAGAUCAACACAUCUAAAAUAAAAUGUAUGUUUCUUUCUAUGCUGGAGGUUGUCUGAUAAUGUAAUAGCAUCCACAAUUAAUACCUGAUCCUGCAAACCUUACUCGUUCAGACAAUUCGUAUUCAGGCAAGUAGUUCCAUUGAGUUCAAAAGCACUGCUGGCAUGAGUGGGGAUUACUCAGGUAAGGGUUGAUGAAUCAGCCCCCUAGCCUGUAAGUUCCCAAACAAGGGGACUUUUAGAUUUACUAUAAAUAUAAGUAAGGUAUUUAUACUGAGUAUAAUGUAAUCAACAAUGAAGUAUUUUCUUGGGUAUAUCACUGUAGCAUAAUUUACAAUUUUAUUUAUUAAACUCAAGACUGCAUCAUUCUUCAGAUAACUGACAGUAAAAACACCUUUAAAACUGUAUCACAAUCUGUAUCAUAAAGGUCUCUGAUGUCUAUUUCAAUGUGUUUUCAAAAGAAACAGUGGCAUGGGAAGUUUACAGCAUUUAAUAAGAAAAUAAAGUACAGUAGAUAUA
This is a messenger RNA of Trachemys scripta elegans, 2947 nucleotides long. It is a transcript of the gene LYVE1, whose product is annotated as lymphatic vessel endothelial hyaluronan receptor 1. The record is from RefSeq and is a predicted model, not a curated record. The transcript has 7 exons. Lineage: Eukaryota; Metazoa; Chordata; Testudines; Emydidae. Gene Ontology annotation, biological process: cell adhesion. Gene Ontology annotation, molecular function: hyaluronic acid binding; transmembrane signaling receptor activity. Gene Ontology annotation, cellular component: plasma membrane. Bases 1101 to 1988 code for a protein of 295 amino acids.